Molecule: messenger RNA, 1192 nt
Organism: Ruditapes philippinarum (Manila clam)
Lineage: Eukaryota; Metazoa; Mollusca; Bivalvia; Venerida; Veneridae
Product: monocarboxylate transporter 14-like
Exons: 5
Coding region: 350-928 (192 amino acids)
Biological process (GO): transmembrane transport
Molecular function (GO): transmembrane transporter activity
Source: RefSeq, a predicted model, not a curated record
ACUAUAUAUAUCAACAUACUAUAUCAUCACCAUCGCAUACAGUCGAUACACGCUACUUUAUUUUAUUUUAAGGUCUCCUUUGUCGCGAGAUAUGUUCAUGCAACAAAUAUCAACAUACACAGAUAUUUCAUGACUAAGAAGUGAAUUUAAUCAAUGGUGAUAUUUUUGUGAAACAGUUUUUUUUUGUUCAUCAAUGAAGAUCACUGAUGUUUAUUCAAAAUAAACUUGCCAGGAAGCCACAUACAGUUUGACCUUAAAUUUAAUUUAUACAAGUAACAAUGACUAUAUAAAGACACUUGAAUGAUUUACCAAAGUGCGACUGAACGUUCUUUUUACUUAAAGUUUUUUAAUGUCUACUAUUAAACUAAGAAUGAAUGACACCAUUAUUAAAGUAUUUAUUGUAUUGGGGAGUCAUUUUGGUCAUAUUCUUUCAAUUGGAAUGAGUAUUACGUUUGGUAUUCUAUACAGUGAAAUACGAAAUGAUUUUAAAACUUCACAUUAUGAAGCGGCCUGGAUAGCCUCCAUAUUUAAUGGAUUAACUCAAAUCAUUGGUUUACCAUUAGGUCCUAUACUUGUAAAAGUACAAGAACGUUGGCUCACAGUUGUGGGAACUUUACUUCUUGUAGUCGGAAUGAUAACCAGUAGUUUUGCCUCCGCAAUCACUACUCUUUAUAUAACAUAUGGACUUAUCAGUGGACUUGGUGCUGGAAUCAUUCACUACUGCUCAAAUACUAUUGUAGUUCGGGGCUAUUUUGGAUUGUUUACUGCCGUUGUUUCCUACUAUCUUGGAAAGAAGCAGCUCCCGAUAGGAUAUGGAAUGAUUUCUGCGACGACAGGAAUAUCACUCACAGCUGGAAUGCCACUAGCUGGUUUUGUAUCCGAUUCGUAUGGCAAUGAGAACGGGUCAUUGUAUUUGGAGGGUGUAUGAUGUUAUUUGCGGCAAUGAUGGUGUUUGUCAACUUGGUCGUCGACUUCCGUAGACGGGGAACAUGCGCUAGACAGACUGGCGAUGAGAAAUGCAAUGAACAAAAUGAAUAUAUAGAAACGACUCAUUUAUAAUAUAUUUCUUUCAUAAUGUUUUGACUUAUCCAUGUGGUAAAAUGUUAAAAUAAUUAAUAGGGUUUGACUAUUGUGUUCAUGUUAACAAUUAAAUGCAUUUUUACAGAUAAAAUCGUACAAAAUAUAUAUCUAU